This is a messenger RNA of Penicillium cataractarum, 2070 nucleotides long. RefSeq names its product putative mucin family signaling protein Msb2. Gene Ontology annotation, molecular function: osmosensor activity. The coding region runs from base 1 to 2070 and encodes 689 amino acids. Gene Ontology annotation, cellular component: plasma membrane; site of polarized growth; cell surface. The transcript has a single exon. Lineage: Eukaryota; Fungi; Ascomycota; Eurotiomycetes; Eurotiales; Aspergillaceae. The record is from RefSeq and is a predicted model, not a curated record. Gene Ontology annotation, biological process: fungal-type cell wall organization; establishment of cell polarity; signal transduction involved in filamentous growth.
AUGCGCGCCAACACCCUUUCCCUUCUCGCGGCCUUCGCCAUUGGAGGUUUCGAGCUGGUCACUGCCGAGCACGUUGAACGCCCCCGUUAUCUUCCUCGCGAGGUGAAGCGAAUCGUUAAGAACGGUACAUUGACAACUCGGAGUACUGAUAACUCGUGGAGUGCGAUCUGGCAAAGUAUCGAGGAUAGCUUGACUGCUCAGCCCACCACCACUCCUCCCGCUACGACGUCCGCCUCUACCGAUGCAGCGAAGCAGGUUAUUGUGGUGAUUUCCUCGGAUGCCGAGGGCCAUGUUCACACUCUCACGACCUCUACGGAAAUCAUUUCGGCUGCGGCAACUACUAGCUCGACUGCAGCAACUACUAGCACGGCUGCCAGCGCUGCUUCGACUACCAGCUCGGCCACUUCCACGGCGGCCACCACUAGCGACUCUCUUAUCGAUGACGUUUCCAACCUGCUUGGUCUUGGAAGUUCCAGCGCUUCUUCUUCCACCGCCAAGGGCUCUAGUGCGGCUUCCACGACGGCUACCUCCGCUGCGGCCACCACGACUAGCGACUCCCUUGUCGAUGCAGUUAGUUCCGAUAUCUCCAACCUGCUUGGAGUUACCGCUACAAACUCCAGCACCGCCGCGACCGCUACAUCGACAUCCGCUGCUGCCACCACCUCUUCCCAGGGUAGCCUCCUUGAGAGUCUCGGUAUUUCCAUUCCCGCAGCUGAGACCUCUACUACUCCCACUGGAUCUUCCACCAUCGCGGUUAGCGUCCCUGCCGUGUCCCCUACGGCUAGCCCGACUGCUACCAGCACCAGUGGCGAUCUCAUUGGCUCGAUUGUGAGCGGUAUUGCUUCGCUUCUUCCCAAUGCAACCGAGACUGGCACUGGCACUGGCACUGGCACUGGUAUCGGUCUGAUCCCUACCCCGGGUGCGGCUUCCAGCGGUGUUCCUCACCAGUCUAUUCCUCUCACCGUUUCUGGAACGACCGCCACUGGAACCGCGACCUCGAUUGGAAUCAUUCCCACUCCUCACUUGCCUGGAUCUGGAUCUGGCUCUGCUGCCAUUCCUACUCCUACUGCCACCCAGGAUACCUCCAAGGUCCCUACCUCUUCCGUUGCUGUGCCCACCACCACUGCGGAACCCGCCACUACGACCGCAGAGCCCUCCACCACCAACACCCCCGAGGAGUCCAACUCUAGCAACACCAACAACUGGAUUCCCUCCUCCAUUCUCGUGCUGCCGACUUCCACUCCUUCCGAGACUACUAGCACCGGUACCAACAGUGCUAGCUCCGAGCCUACUACUCUCCCUGGUUCCAUUACUCCCUCCAGUGGUGUCUCCGAGGCUCCCUCCGACUCGGUGCUGCUUCAGAUUGGUUUCGAUGGUCACCUCCCCUGGUCUUUCGUCGCUACUACUCCUCUGUCUUCUUCGCAGAUCUUCGAGUACGUCCCCAUGGCCCUGAAGAACGCCAUGCCCAAGGCCUCUUCCACCAUGUGGGCCCUUGAGCCUUACUACUCGUGGCAGACCACUGGUUACAACGCCACCCUGGCUAUCUUCUACUUCCCCCGUGACAAGGUCCAGGCCCUCAAGGAUCUCAAGCGCAACCCCAUCUCCGCUCUUUACCAAUCGUCCGAUGAGUCCGUCAAGACUCUGAUGUCCAUGGUCGACCCCUCCAUCCCUCUGGAGUUCGCCGGCAACUACCCUACCUCGGAUGGUUCUUCAUCUUCCAGCACUGGUGGUAGCUCGAGCAGCAACGGCGGUAGCAGCGAUGGCGGCAACAACGAUGAUGGCUCUGCCAAUUCCUCCAAGACCAAGGCCAGCUCCGUCGGUAUUGGUGUCGGUGUCGUUGCCGGUGCCGCGGCCUACGGUGCUGGUAUGUUCUGGGUUGCCCGCCGUUACCGCAAGAGAAAGCAACUGCACAAGCGCUCCAGCUCUACUGCCGAGCAGAUGAGCCAGGGCUCCGGUGCCGGCUCUCUCUUCGCUGCCGGUGGCCGCAUGUCCGGUAGUCAGCGCACUGCCCGUUCUGGACAGGUGAUCAGCGCUCCGGUCAUGGCUGAGAACUCCCUGGGCUGGAACUAG